This is a messenger RNA of Labrus mixtus (cuckoo wrasse), 2865 nucleotides long. It is a transcript of the gene prdm1c, whose product is annotated as PR domain containing 1c, with ZNF domain. Gene Ontology annotation, molecular function: DNA-binding transcription repressor activity, RNA polymerase II-specific; histone deacetylase binding; RNA polymerase II cis-regulatory region sequence-specific DNA binding. Gene Ontology annotation, cellular component: nucleus; cytoplasm. Gene Ontology annotation, biological process: cell fate commitment; regulation of transcription by RNA polymerase II. The coding region runs from base 202 to 2550 and encodes 782 amino acids. The record is from RefSeq and is a predicted model, not a curated record. The transcript is spliced from 7 exons. NCBI's taxonomy places the organism in Eukaryota, Metazoa, Chordata, Actinopteri, Labriformes, Labridae.
UCUCUCUCUUCUGUCUCAAACGCUCACCUUCCCUCCUCCCAUGCAAGAAGCUAAGAGUCAGACACUCAAGUGUUCAGUCGCGCAGUGACAGGUACACAGGAUACUGAGGUCGUGUGAGAGACUGAGCGAGAGAGGACGAGACACGGAGAAAAGAUACUGGUUGCACAGAAAUUCUUAAGGAGGGCACUGACAGCCUGCCCUAUGUGUGGCUCCUCACAAGGCUUCACAGCCUCCUCCUCUCAGUGCACCACAGGCAUGCUAACCUCAGAGAGAUCGCUGCAAAGCUCAGGGAUUAUCACAGCAGCGAUGCCAGAGUCACAGGAUGUAGACAUGACAUCAUGGAGAGAGGAACACUUUGAGGAAAAGUGCACUUAUAUUGUGAAGGACCAACCAGUUGAAGAGGAGUCUGAAAACAAGCGCUGGACGCGAGCUGAGAGAUCCUUGCCCAGGAACCUGGCCCUGAAAUGCUCCCACGACUCUGCAGAGGUGCAUGGGGUGACCGGUAAAGAGGUGAUUCCUAAGGGAACACGUUUCGGUCCUCUGGUUGGGGAAAGCUACACCAACGAAACUCUUCUGAAAGAUGCUGACAGGAAGUACUUUUGGAGGGUUUUCUCUGAAGGGCAUUUACACCACAUCCUGGACGGGUUGAAAGAGGAGCGGAGCAACUGGAUGCGUUACGUCAACCCGGCCUGCACCGUGGAGGAGCAGAACCUGGUGGCCUGCCAGAACGGUUUGGAGAUCUACUUCUACACCAUUAAACCAAUUCAGCCAGGUCAGGAGCUUCUAGUGUGGUACUGCCCUGAAUUCGCCCAACGCUGUAACUACCCUCCACUGGGACAACUGGCCAUUGACAGUAUUGAUCCGAGUCAAGCUCAGGAGAAGACAUCAGUGAAACGAGGACACAGCGUCUUUGAAAUCCUCCGAGAGGAGCCUUCCAAACCUCUGAAGACUUCUGCUACACGUGUAGACAGUCCUUUGUCUCAGACCAACCUCUCAGCAGCUUUUCCCCUGUGUCCCCGAGUGGUCUACCCAGUCCAGCCACACUCAGAAUCCAUCCAUGGCCAUAGAUAUGUCCCUCUGCAAUCUCUGCCGUCCUGUAGCCCUCCAGCUCCCAAAAGGCCAGCUCUGUGUAGUCCUUCCUCCUCCCGUUUGCACUUCAGCUUUCAGCACAGUCAGAGACCAGUCGCAGCCAAAUCUUACCAAGAGUCCUCUGUGGCUGAUCAGGUUCACCCUGCUCUGAGGCACUCUCCAUAUUUACCACCUCACUACUCACUUGGCCUUAACAGCAUCCUACCUCACUCAUACCCUCUCUACAGUGAGCGACUGAAACCCCACCUUAUACUCCCAUCUCCUUUACUGCCUUUAAAUGAUUAUGCACACUUCCUGCAUCCUGUGGCCAACAGAUACAAAGACUUGACACUUGCACUAUCCAACACCAAACAAGACCUCAUUCUUUCACCGACCAGGGAGCUCAAAGACAACAAACACCUCAUAUCCAAAAGGACAAACUACCUCAGGAUCCCCUCGGAUGACCUAAGAGAAUUUAAAUAUGCAGACCUCGCUAUGCCUGCCACAUCAAGUGCCUCAUCCAUGAUCAGCUCGCACAGUCGCAGAGCACUGCCCUCUCUUGCGCCUGGAGGGUGCUCACCACCAGUGGGCAUGGCCGCCUUUUCAGACUGCCUCCCUUCCAAGCCCACCUCUGCUACUCAGAGCAACACAGAUGAUGCCAUGGACCUCAGGAAGACCAAACACGUUGGGCAGAUGAUUGGCUACAAAACCCUGUCGUACCCCCUCGCAAGGCAAAAUGGAAAGAUCCGGUAUGAGUGCAACGUCUGCAGAAAGGUCUUUGGGCAGCUAUCCAACCUCAAGGUUCAUCUGCGAGUGCACAGCGGAGAGCGCCCCUUCAUGUGUCAGACCUGCAGUAAGAACUUUACUCAGCUGGCCCACCUGCAGAAACACCACCUGGUUCACACGGGAGAAAAGCCUCAUGAGUGCAAGGUGUGCCAUAAGCGAUUCAGUAGUACAAGUAACUUGAAGACCCACCAGAGGCUACAUUCAGGUGAAAGGCCAUACCAAUGCAAACUCUGCACAGCCCGUUUUACACAAUUCGUCCACCUUAAGCUGCACAAACGCCUCCACACCGGGGAACGACCUCACAGGUGUCCUCGCUGCCCCUGUGCCUACCUCCACCAUUGCAGCCUCCAGGUUCACCUCCAAGGCUUCUGCCCUCUGUCCCCGUCGGCUUCCCAAAGGCACACCCCGGAGGAGCUACACCGGGUCAACUCUGAGAUUGAGAGGUUUGACAUGAGUGAGACGGCAGAGCAGCUUGAGGCCAUGGCUGCAGAGGCUGAGAUGGACAAGGGGAAUGUUACUGAAUUAAUUAAGACGAUGGAGUUUCAUACGUCUGGCCACAGGGAGGGCGCCAGAGAGGAGAGCAAGCUUAGCAUGUACAAAUCAGCAAAGGCCGUACAGCUGCUGCAUCAUGGCAGCCCUCUACCUCUGCAUGCAACCAACAUCAAACUGGAGUCAGGCUGCAUAGCAGAGCCCUAAGACAGCUCUGCUAAUCCAACCAUAUAAUCCUUACAGGUCAACUCAGCAGCUGUGUGUUACUGCCCUAUUUGAAGAAGACCCUAAUCUCAAUCAUGCAUACUCUACAGAGGCUUUAACAUGUGAAGAAUCAAGACGUUACCAGCAUGGCCUGGGACCAGUGACUUGAUAGGUUUCAUUCAUACACAUUUGUUAAUUUAUUUUGUUGCUAAUAUUAAACAGAGAGAGACUGUAGACAUUUUUUUUUGUUAUUUUUUGUAUCUCUGGGAAAUCUUUAUAAACUAAACAUGAGAUAAUGCAUAAAAGUGUUUAUCGUUA